Stereum hirsutum FP-91666 SS1 is the source of this 2905-nucleotide messenger RNA. RefSeq lists its product as uncharacterized. The record is from RefSeq and is a predicted model, not a curated record. Gene Ontology annotation, biological process: nuclear-transcribed mRNA poly(A) tail shortening; regulation of DNA-templated transcription. The transcript is spliced from 12 exons. NCBI's taxonomy places the organism in Eukaryota, Fungi, Basidiomycota, Agaricomycetes, Russulales, Stereaceae. Gene Ontology annotation, cellular component: CCR4-NOT core complex; nucleus; P-body. Bases 31 to 2445 code for a protein of 804 amino acids.
CGACACCACCCCCCUCUCGCUGCACCACCCAUGGCUGCACGAAAGCUACAAACGGAAAUCGACCGAACAUUAAAGAAGGUCUCGGAGGGCGUCGAGCUCUUCGAGAGCAUCUACGACAAGAUGCAGGCCUGCACGAACCAGACGCAGAAGGAGAAACUGGAGACGGACCUCAAGACGCAGAUUAAGAAGUUGCAGCGGUUACGGGACCAGAUCAAGACCUGGGUGGCCUCGAAUGAUAUCAAGGACAAGACGCAGCUGCUCGAGAACCGACGGCUCAUCGAGACACAAAUGGAAAAGUUCAAGGCCUGCGAGAAGGAGAUGAAGACGAAGGCGUUCUCGAAAGGUGGGCUGCUCCAGUCAGCCAAGCUCGACCCGAAAGCGCAGGAGAAAAUGCAGACGACUGCAUGGCUCCAGGAUUGCGUCGAGAACUUGCUCCUCCAGGUCGAGGCAUCAGAAGCAGAGAUUGAGACGCUGCAGGCUGGGGGGAGAAAGAAGAACAAGGCUGGCUCGGAACGCGCGGAGGAGCUGGAUCAGCUGAAUACGAGGAGAAAGUGGCAUAUUAGUCGGCUGGAGAUCAUGCUGCGGUUACUCGACAAUGGGACAAUCAAUUCGGAGCAAGCACUUGAGCUCAAGGAGGAUAUCAACUACUAUGUCGAGGACAACGCGGCGGACGACUAUAACGAGGAUGAGGGCAUGUAUGAUGAACUCAACCUCGACGAGGAGGAAGAGAAGUUCGGUCUCGUGGCAGACGAACGAGAUUCAGACGAGUCGGAAGAUGAGAGCGAAGACCUACCACCUCGGACACCGUCAAAGAAACACGACGAAGAAAGCGUAUCGAGUAGUAAACGAGACGACAGUCCUAUACUUAAGAAGGCAGGCGUCACAUUACAACUACGGAAACACUCGACGGCAACAGAAGCACCGAAACCACCACCAAAUCCGAACUUCGCUCAACAACCAAUGGCAAGCAUCCUCAAGGCCGGUCUUCCUUCAUCGUCGUCACAGCCAUCAACAACACGAGCACCCCCACCGCAACUUCCACCAAUACGAUAUGCCGCAGCAGCAGCAGCAGCCGUCACGCCCUCAACAAGUGCCCAAUCCGUCACCACCAACACAACAUCGACGACGACACAUUCUUCACCACAGAAUAUCGCAUCGCCACACGAAACAUCGGAAGACAAGGCAACAUCGUCAUUAUCGUCACCACAGGCAAAUAGGACGCUCAGCCAGGACACGUAUAAUGCAGUGCUCAGUUCACCGAGCUUGACACAUCCGUCGACGAAUAGCCCGCUGCUUUCAUCGACUUCUGCACAGAUGCCGGAUGGGUCGACAUCGUUCGAUUCGCCAGUGAUGUCUGAGGCAGCAGAGAGUAUUGUGAUUGGGUCUGGGUCGGUUUCUGCGUCAGCUGCAGGAGAAGCUACAUCUUCGCCACAAGUAACACAGUCACCACAUGCAUCGCAAAUACUUGCAGACGGACACGCACAAGCACCGCAACCACACACGAACGGGACGUCAACCACCACGAGCACAACACCAGCCACAGCAGCACAGGCUGCCGUCGCACCUUCACCCAUGCCACAACAGGUCCAACCCUCGUCGUAUCCUAUCGGUGGCCCACCCGGUGUUCCUCCCCCCAGCGCCGUCAACGCAACCGCCACUUCAAAUACUUCGUCGCCUUUGCCUUCGGCUCAACAGCCAACACAAGCGCAGCCACAGCAAGGAACAGUGCCACAGUUCCCUCCUGGUGUCAAGGUGGCCGCCGGUUCGGAGGCACAAGCACAGACACAACAAUCUCGACCACAACCACAACAACCGAUGGCUCAACCACCCCAGCAGCUCCCUCCGGGUGUUUUGGCAGCGGCAGCAGGACACAGGCCACCCAGCGCGGUUCCUACACCGGGGAUGACGCCGGAUAGGAUCCCGCCGAGGAGUAGCUCGACGGCGUUCCCAGCUGGGUUGUCAGAUCUUGUGGCAUCGUUUGAGAGCGUGAAGCAGAAGGCUCCCCAUCGGAUGACGAACUUGGACCAGGUACACAAGUUGCUCGAGGGCGGAUACUCAGGGUUGCCGCAACCACAAGAUACUGCAAAGCCCAAGUACUAUGUGCCACGGAAUCCUUACCAGACGCCGUCAUAUUACCCUCAGUCGCCCAACCCUGUGCUCAGCUCGGCAGGCCUGUUCUCUCAGUUAGACGUCGAGACACUGUUUUAUGUCUUCUACUUCCUUCCUGGGACAUAUCAGCAGUACCUCGCCGCCAAGGAGCUCAAGCGCCAGUCGUGGCGAUUCCACGUGAAAUACCUCACCUGGUUCCAACGCCACUCUGAGCCGCAGGCAAUCACGGAAGAAUACGAGCAGGGCGUGUAUGUGUAUUUCGAUUGGGAGGGCUCGUGGUGUCAGAGGAAGAAGAGCGAUUUCAGGUUCGAGUAUCGUUACCUGUCAGAGGAUUGAACGAGUCGAUCGUUCUCUCGCUUUGAACUGUUCGAAACCACCGUCAUCGUUACGGUGCUGUAGGGGACAGAAGUACGGACAUGAAGAUAUCAUCUGCAUCUGCAUCGGCAUUGGCAUUGUAUUCCUUUUUUUCUCUUCUCUUUUCCAGUCUCAAAGUGUCUCGCUUGUUAUGAUAGCCUCGUUGCCAUUUGCACUGCCCCCCUCCUUUUUUGCCACCUUGUUUAUUGUCUUGUCUUCUCGCCUCUUUUCUCGCUCGAACUCGAACUCGAACCCACUCAAUAUCAAUACUCAAUCAGCUUCGUUUGACUGAAACCAUCCGUCCGCCUCUCAUUUGUGACUUUGUUUUAUUUUAGUUUUUUCCUCGUGUCUCGUCCGUCCUGAAGGUACUUAUGUCUUGAAGCUCGCAGGAGCUUGAUGUUGAUAAUCAUCAUCCUGCAUAUUGCAGUUGCACUUACACCGC